Molecule: messenger RNA, 4028 nt
Organism: Wyeomyia smithii (pitcher-plant mosquito)
Lineage: Eukaryota; Metazoa; Arthropoda; Insecta; Diptera; Culicidae
Product: adipocyte plasma membrane-associated protein Hemomucin-like
Exons: 3
Coding region: 327-878 (183 amino acids)
Cellular component (GO): cytoplasmic vesicle
Source: RefSeq, a predicted model, not a curated record
GCCCGUAUUUGUGCUGCAGACGUCAAACUGUUCGGUUCUAGUUGUGCUGCUUCAAAAAAACACACAUGCGAACACUCUGGUAGCAGCAAGAGCGAGAGGACAGAAAAGUACAACGGAGAACGCUUUUCGUGGAAAGGUCGAGCUGCAGAUUUGUUGGAAUUGAAGGAAAAAGUGCUACGAACAGUGAAAAAUUUACCUAACUGCGUUUUAGAAUCGUUGCAAAAAUAAGUCACGUGCUUUUCCGGUAUUCGAUUCGAAGUGGCAGAAACGAAGUUAGCGAGAGUUAAUUGUUUAGCAGAUUGGUAGGAUAUAGAAGGAGCAAAAAAAUGUCGAAAUUUUGGAUUGUUCUGGUGACGUUUAGUGUGAUUAGUAUUUCGUGCUUACUGGCCAGUCCCAGUACAGUACAGCCGGCUGGUUUGGAUUCCGAACAAGAUUUACCUACCACAUCAUCAGCUCCCGAUGGCAACGAUACAACUACAAAACCUACAACAACGACUCCCAGUACCACAACCACCACCACGGUUUCACCCAACACGACAACAACCACUACGGUGGCACCGUCGCCGGUUCCGGAUAAUACGACAACUACAACUCCCAGUACUACCACUACCAGCACCAGUACAACACCGGCAACCACGACACCCGCUGCGAACACUACAACAACUACCGCACCUACUCCGACGCCAUCGCCUACACCAACUCCAACUCCAAGCCCGUCGACAUCGACCACGAUGGCUCCCCCAACACCACAUUGCAAACAUUUCGACGGUUACUCCUUUGUCGGUGGAAUGAUCCUAGCGUACGGAUCGCUGGCGAUCGGGCUGGUGCUAUGGAAGUUCUACAAGGCUCGCACCGAGCGAAACUACCACACACUGUAAACUAUCAGCGCACGGGUGUCGGGUAAGUGACGAUGAACGGCGGUGCGCUAGGAAACUAUCUGAAUAUGUAUCCUCUCCCCUUCUCCCUAUAGAGCAAAAAAAAAACACACAUCUCCGCCCAAUUGGGUUAAAACGGGCGAGGGUUUGCUGAUCUUAUUCAAUUUUAUUUUAAAUUCCCUAACUGGAAGCAGGAUUGAUCUGAACUUUUCCACUGUGUUUCUCAAAUCCUAUUCUCCUUAAUUUACCUGAUCUACCAUAAUCGCGUGUAAUUGUUUUGUUGUUUUGUACAACAUAGGGCAGCAGUAAAGGACCGUUAUCCGACAUUGCUCAAACCGAACAGUUAGCUAUAGAGAAAUUUGAAAAAGAAAACAUGCAUUUUUUAUCUGGAAUCUCAACAAUUAGUUACAAACCAAAGUAAUUUGAAAAUGCUUCUGCCAAGAGAAAAUAUCAAUAAAAUGCAGAUUGAAGCAUCAGCUAGCUUGCCCUUUUUCUUUCACUUUGUUUCAUGCUGAGUUCUAUACCGAUUUCCGGUCGAUUUCAAGUACAAAGCGACGCUGCACACUGCAGACGUGAGAUAUUGCGAUUUCGGCGUACCAUUGGCUUGUUAUCAGUGAACAUACCACCGCACAAAUGAAGUGCAACCACGAGAGUUGAUCGCGCUUUGUUCGUUCGUUUGAGCAUGUUAAUGCAAAGCUUCCUCGAUACUUUGUUUCGCGGAACACGAUCGCAUUAGUAAUCAGAUCCGCUUGAUUUUUGCCACAUCAUCAGUAAUUUUUUUUCCCGCUCUCAGUCCUCCUCGGCUCAAGCUAACAUUUACUGAUAUAGUUUUCGACCACGCAAUGAUAACAGUCGCUAUGUUUAUUUAAUCUUCUUUUUGACUUCAUACAGUUUUCGCUCCCUGCAGCAGGACUCGUAUGACAGUGGAUCGUCGUCAUGAGCAGUGGAUUUAUUCGACGAAUGACAGACUUGCUGAUAGUUUGUUUAUUUGAUUGAUGUGGUUUAGAAAAUUCUAUAACUGGAGGGUUGUUUAUUUUUCUAACUCUGUUUGUUAUUAUGUAACAUUCGAGUCAUUUCCAAUUUUGUCUUAGUUUGUUUUGCUUUUGGAGAUUCUAAGAGAGGGUGAAGACACGUUCUGUAAUUGCUUUUCAAUCAACCUUUUUGAAAUAUCUGCGGGAAUUAGCUGAAUUAAUUUUUUUAUACUGAUUUCAUGAUACUUCUGGAGAUCAAACUAAGGUAUAACUGAAGACCAAACUGCGAUUGCAUUCGAUAGAAAUGAUACGUGUUAUUGGCAAGUAAGUUCCGAUGUCUUGAAGAGGCCUUUUGAGCAGCUUCGUCAGAACCUUCUCGUACAACUUUCGAGCGUGUGUUUGAGCCACUAAGUUUUGCUUAAGUGUCCUGCUGGGUUGCUUACUGGCACGGAAAGAAUGGUAGCCUCCUCGUAGACGUAUCCUCCGGUCAGUACCAUUAUUAGCGCUACAUUUGCUGACCGAUCAGAGAGUCCGGAAUUUGCCUCGAUUGUCCUCAAUACCUUCCAGUUCUACUGCCGAUCGUACUCUGAUCCUUCCGGUUCACGGUCAUCCGUCUUUGAAAACGUUUGAGCACAUCAUACACAGAUUAGUUUCCAAACAAUUAGCUAUCAAAGCAUUUCAAAUCCGACAACUAGAGGCGCUGCUGAAUAUUUCCAGGUUCUAAAUGAAGCAAGCCUCCAGUACAUUUCCGGAUCUUCUCCCAUUUGAAGUUUUUCUCUUCACACGUCAACAGUCGAUUUUUACGUUGGUGAAAUUCUUCAUUUUUAUAUCUUCUUGAGGUAUUGCAUGUUGUAGGUGAGUUCGACCAAUUUUCUAAAACUACCAUUUUUGGGAAGCACUCUCGAACGCGCGAUUCAUUUUCUUCAAAACUUUAGAAUUUCGUUUUCUGCAUUUAUCUUGAUCGAAAACAUCCACAAACAAAAAACUUUGUUGGUAGCAACUUGUUUCGAUCUUCCCAAACGGCGAGCCAGAAUACAAAAAAUAGAAUAAUUUCCAUUCAGUGUAGAAAUAGGACCCAAGCAGAUUUCAUGAUUAUUUUUUUUUAUAUUUCCUAAAAUCCUAUUGGAAAUCUUAAGGGGUUAGUCGCCGGAUCAAAACAAUCACAACUAAGCUCGAACCGGAUAAGGCUUAGAAUCUCAUUCCAUUGAGGCAUUUUGAAUUGUGCCUUCUGCCAACUUUAAUUUUUUCAGCCAUUACAAACGCUGCCGUAAUAGAAGCGGAAACAUUGCUUUGUAACUUGUUUAAUCUUGGCAAAACUUGCAACUUCUGCAAAGCAUUCGAAGCAUUUCUAGAGAAAGAUUUACACUUUGAAUUUGAUGUGUAAUAGAUAUAAAAAUAUGAAAGUCAAUCGUAGAUAAUCUUCAAACGAAGAUAACUUAGUAAAAUAGCUCAGCUCAGUAUAUCGUCAAGUUCUCCGUUCGGUUUGUUCACGAAAAAAAAUGACAUAAUCUGCUUCAAGAAGAAAAAUGAAAUACAAACAAGUCCGAAAUUAAAUUGUUAUAAGUCUGAUUGUCAAGGAACUAAAUAUAAUGUCACUUUUGGGACUAGCUGAAAAGGAUGGAAAGUGCUCUUAAUGAUAAAAAAAUAGAACAGAACAAGCGAGAGGAAUUAAAAUGUUAAUCACAACACUUUAUCACAUGCAUUGCAGAAAAAUGCUGAAAUCGGUUAAAAUUAAAUUAAAAGAAAACCAAAACCAAGAAAUCCAUCCUGCUAUUUUUAAAUUUACUUUAUUUCUUAGUGACGUAAAAUGUCCCUUACAUGCGCCACCGGUAAAAUCUUAUCAAGCAUUGCUUGUACGUAUUAAGGCAAUAUUGUAGCAAAAAGAAUAGCUAAGCAAAUGGGCAUUGUUUGAGUUUGCUUCUACAAUUUUUGGGUAGAAGUUUGAUGUGCAUAAUCAUACACUAUUUGCUUUGUUAAGGAAAAAAAUUCACUUCUAAACGUUUUUUCUCUCUAGUGGAUGUUUAAAGCUAUUGUUUAUCAAAUAUUUCGUGUCUGUCUAGUCUUGUAUCUUUCGUCGUGUGAAUUGGAAUCGAAAUUGGGAAUGGUCCAGAUUACGAAAAUGUAUUACAAUUAGAAUGGCAAUGAAUGCAGCGAAUAAAUUUUCCUAUUAUCAACUUGGUAA